Molecule: messenger RNA, 1467 nt
Organism: Protobothrops mucrosquamatus (brown spotted pit viper)
Lineage: Eukaryota; Metazoa; Chordata; Lepidosauria; Squamata; Viperidae
Gene: HPGD
Product: 15-hydroxyprostaglandin dehydrogenase
Exons: 7
Coding region: 118-897 (259 amino acids)
Cellular component (GO): cytoplasm
Molecular function (GO): oxidoreductase activity, acting on the CH-OH group of donors, NAD or NADP as acceptor
Source: RefSeq, a predicted model, not a curated record
GAGGCUGUGGGGAGGUUAAUAUCAGCAGCCGAAGGGAAUCGCCGGAGCGGGCGCGCAGCUCUGAGCGACAGGGAACCGGUGACAAUCCUCGUUGGCGAAAGUGCAAAGAGAAGCAAAAUGCACCUGAAGGGCAAAGUGGCUCUGGUCACUGGGGCAGCUCAAGGCAUAGGCAAAGCCUUCGUCGAAGCUCUGCUGGAAAAAGGUUGUAAGGUGGCACUUGUGGAUCUGAAUGCAGAUGCAGGCAAAGCCAGCAAAGAUGACUUUGAUAAGCAGUAUGACCCACAGAGAACUAUCUUCAUUCCUUGUGAUGUUUCAAAUGAAGAAAAAUUUAAAGAUGCAUUUAAGAACACAAUUCAACAUUUUGGAAAUCUGGAUAUUCUGGUCAAUAAUGCUGGAGUAAAUGAUGAAGCGAACUGGGAAAACACAGUUCAAAUCAACUUGAUUUCAGUGAUUAGAGGAACAUAUAUUGGACUAGAGUACAUGAAAAUUGAAAAUGGUGGCAGUGGAGGGGCUAUUAUUAAUACUGCAUCAUUAGCAGGGCUAUGGCCAGUUGCAUACCAACCAGUGUAUUCUGCUUCAAAGCAUGGAGUAAUUGGAUUUACACGUUCAGUGGCUCUGGCUGCUAGGGCAAAAAAUUAUGGUGUACGAAUAAAUGCUAUCUGUCCUGGUUUUGUCAACACACCAAUUCUUCAGAGUGCUUUCCAGGAAGAAUAUAUGGGUUCAUAUUAUUCAUUCAAAGAAGAAAUCAAACAUAAGAUGGAAUUCUAUGGCAUUUUGGACCCAUCACUAAUUGCUGAAGGACUGAUAAAAAUCCUAGAAGAUGAUUCAUUAAAUGGAGAAAUUAUGAAGAUUACAAAGCAAGGAAUUAAUUUUCAUGAAUAUUGUCCAACACCAUAAUAAACCUUACUAUUUUUCCUGGAACAGUUCAUAAUACUUCCUUCCCUUCUUGGUAAUAGUAACACUUCAUUUCAAUACAAAAUCUUCUGUCAAUAUGUGAAGGAUUUUUGAUAUUAUACUGUAAAUUACUUAUAUUGUCAUCAAUUAAUAUUUCAAAUGCUGUAGAAAUAUACUAUAUAAUUUUAAUUUUGAAAAACAGUUUAUAAAUGUGUUUAGCAAGUAAUGGCUUAGUCAAUUUAGAAUUUUUAUAGAUUUAGAAUAAGAGUAAUAAAAUUAUACACUCUGUUACUCAUAAAUUAAUCCAAGCUGCAUGGCAGAAUUUCAGGAUCUGAUUUACAUAGUAUAGGAUUGCAUAUUUAAGAUUUCGUUCAAAUUAAAUAAUUUUAUCUUUGUAAUACAUUUUGCCAAGUCUUUUUUUCCAUUUGUACAGACAUAUUUAACAGUAUAUACUGUAGUUAUUUAGUCUGAACCUGCAAAUAAUAUUUGCUCAGUCAUUAUGCUAAAUGUAGGGUUGUUAUCUAUUUACAUUAAAAUUUGCUUCACCUUUCUCACAAAAUAUACACACACUAG